GAUUAAUUGUCAGUCUGUUAAGAGCUGAGCAUAGACCAAAAUGAGAUUGUUCGUACUUUGCUUACUUUUAGGAGCGGCGACUGCAGAAGCUCCCUUUUCAGGAUAUCCAGCAUCCGGAUGGCGCCCUCAAGGAGCUCAGUUUAGGCUACCUACAGAGUAUGGAGCACCUUUGGUUCAGCAACAGAAGAACUUUGAGGUUACUAAGGAGAGAGUGGAUCUAGCAGCCCAGAUUGUAGAAACAACGGCUGAAACUACUACUGAACAAGUAUUGAACAAUGAAUAUCUACCGCCCACUACAACAGAACAGCCAACUGCUGACCCAAUCAAUGUGCAAGGUUUGCCGGAAGGACAGUUCCGCGAUUUUCAAAAGCAGACCAAAUCUAGAUUCUCUGUGAAUGGACAGCUGCGCAUAUCACCAAAUAAGUUCCAGUUCAGCAGGCAGGAACAGGCACAACCAGCUCAAACAUAUGGCGCACCUGAACAAUAUGACAGUGACUCCGAUGAUCAAAAUUUGCAAUCAACUCAAACAAAUUCAAAUGAGAACCCUGCAGCUCAACAACCCUGGCAACUACCUCUUUUCCCUCAGAAUGGUCAACUCCGUACAAACCCAUCCAGAAAUUUCCAAUUCGGUCGCCAGGAACAAGCCCAACCCCAACAAACGUACGGUGCACCAGAUAACGAUGACGAUGUCUCCGAUAAUGCCAACUUGCCUGAAGAACAGUAUCAAGAUUUUCAGAAAACAUCAGGAGCGAAACAGGCAACUCAGCCUCAGCCGCCAAUUUUUGCCUUGAGUGGUCAAUUACGCGCUUUCCCUUCCAACGGCAAUUUCCAGUUUGGUCGUCAAACGCAAGCUCAACCGUCUCAAACGUACGGCAUCCCAGACAAGGACAACGGAAACUCCGACAAGGAAGACUUGCCGGAAGAGCCUGAACCUACCAAUGUUCCAAGCUCUGACAACGAUGACGAAGAUGACAAUCUGGGCGAGCAAACCCCGAACGAUGAUGGUCGCACAGUGGUUGCCAUUGCAAAUUCGCUAUCCGGUCAGUAUUAUGUUCUCGGCCCGGACAGCAAUCUGCAGCGUGUUAUGUACGCAACGUCACAAUCGGAAGAUGAUCGCCGCAAUAUGGGCUUCACUGCUCAACUUCGUUACUCCCAGGUGGAACCGAUUCGAGGUCCUGUCUAUGCUUACAACGAACAAGGUCAGCUGGUACGAAUCUAUAAGUAAGGCAACGAAUCGGAAAUGUGUCGACAAUAAAACUGAUGCGCGAUACAAGGCGCCCCAUCGGAGACCUAGUUAUGUAUUCAAAUCAUGAUAUCGCAAUGUUUCUUGCUGCAUUCGUUCGCAUCCAUUCACACCUUCAAGCGCACACGUAAAGAAGAUUUAUUUAUAGUUUUUUUGGUAAAUUAUGUUUGAAACACAAUAAAUUCAAUGUUAUCAAAUGGUAA
Messenger RNA from Armigeres subalbatus, 1446 nucleotides. RefSeq lists its product as uncharacterized. The transcript is spliced from 2 exons. Bases 41 to 1225 code for a protein of 394 amino acids. The record is from RefSeq and is a predicted model, not a curated record. NCBI's taxonomy places the organism in Eukaryota, Metazoa, Arthropoda, Insecta, Diptera, Culicidae.